Molecule: messenger RNA, 3219 nt
Organism: Drosophila montana
Lineage: Eukaryota; Metazoa; Arthropoda; Insecta; Diptera; Drosophilidae
Exons: 7
Coding region: 1-2703 (900 amino acids)
Biological process (GO): protein ubiquitination
Cellular component (GO): Cul4-RING E3 ubiquitin ligase complex
Source: RefSeq, a predicted model, not a curated record
AUGGAGACUGAUUACCAAAAUUACGUCGAGUCAUUGUCGGGGGUUUCUUCGGAUGACGAUGAUAUAUCUACGGUGGAUAGUUCUGAUGAGGCUGAGGAGUCGACCAACUCGCAAACUCACCCAUUGCAGACGCAAUCGCGAACGCGAAAUUUGGUACAAAUGUUGUACGACAGAGAGCGCACAGGAUUUUUCUCAGGUCAAUCACGGGAGGGCCAAAAACUGAAACUUCCUUACGACCAAGUGCCAAAUAGGUUAAAAUUAUAUCUCAAGGACGUGUUGGCAAGCAAUGCCUUAGAGGGGCACAUAUUCAUGGGACUGACUGCUUGUGGGCAGUACAUGAUCAGCCAUCGAGUCGUGUGCAACGACAACACAUCACUCAACCAUUACUCCUUUAAUGUGGGCUACAAGUACACUCUUUACUUUUGGCUCUUUCAACCCCACAAAAAAAUGCGAUAUUUUUUCUCGCGCCGUUUGUUCGAUGAUCAUGUGGUCGACAAUCUAAAAUCGGUCACCAUGACACAGUGGAAAAAUGCAGACCAGCAAAUUCUGGUUGUACAUGGCGCUGCGACGGAAGAGAGCGAGGAAAGCUAUAUAACAUAUGUCAAAGUUCCUAAGCUUGGUUGUUUGGAGUGUAGAAAGCUUUGCGAUGACGGUCCAUGUUCCUUUUACAAUGCACACUGUCUCAAUUGCCAUUUGACAGUACACACAAAGUACUCCUCGACCGAAACGGAUCCCCGUUUCGAGCCGACAAUAAAUCUCCUUUGCCCAGAGCGCAUUCUCAUUAUCUCGAAUGGCUUCAUGCACAUGCUGCGAAUUGACGUGGACACGCCGGCCGUACCCAAUAGCAGCUCCUUGCCACAGCAAAAUUAUAACCUGCCCUGCACUCAGCAAAACCUGCUGCUACCACGCACUCCACUAGCCAGCGAAGAAGAUCGCUGCUCCGUCCCCUUUACUGGUUCUGAAGCGGAUAGUGAGCACAGCGUUGUAGCACGCAUUAUUGCGGAUUUCAGUGACAUUGAAACUGAUCAUACUCACCGCACUAAUAAUGCCAUUAACAAUAAAGAUAACAUCGAAAUUCAACAGCGCAGCUAUGCAGAACACAAUAGCGUCGGUUACGAAAAGUUAAUUUUUUCGUCUAACUGCAGCAACGGCGUAGCUGCGUCUAGUAUGACACUGUUGGAAACCACCUUACCAGUGGUAAUACAAAAUGUUGUUGGCACCAAUGAAUCCACCCAAUCAAGGAAGCGCAAUCAGCGUAUUGUCACUAGAUCUUACCGCAACGGAAUCACAACAAUUGAUAUGCAAAACACAUCGACUUCCAGCUCAAUGACAGACAAAUCAAAUGCCUACGAGUUCUCCGAAGACAACGAAAAGUGUGAAAAGAUUUCAACAUUUCGCAAGCGUCGUCUUGCUGAUAAAAAAUAUGAGUUCUCCGAGGAUAACUCUGAAAACAUCAUACCGUUCACCAAAAUUCGUUCAGCAGGACGUACAACGUUUAGCCCAUCAACUGCUAGUUCAUCUGGCCAGCGUAGUCUGCAUAGGUUUUCACCCACGGCACACUAUUUUCACAAUUCUCCAUGUGCUUCCCCAUCAUCAUCGCCACACCCAACACAGCCAUCACAUACCCCGCCACCGCCGCUGCAUUUGGGAUUUCGUUCACCGCCUUCCAGCUCGAGUCUAAUGCGCUCGCCCAGCCGCAAUGCAAAUGCAGCCACUGUAGCUGCUCAAAUUUACAAUCAAAAGUCGCCACCGCUGUCCCAGGCGACACAACAAAUGCUCAGUUAUAAGCCCGUUGGACCUUUGGGUGCAUUAUCCCCACUGCAGGUAUCUAUGGCCAAGCGCUUUGAGAUUGGAGGAUCAAUGUCACCCAACGCCGGGCUGUCAUUUUUAUCGCCGCGGCGUGAUGAGCAGCGCAUUGUCGAAAUGCCAGUGCAGGGCGGAGUUAUGCCAGAGAAGCCGGUAUGCACCAAGAAGCUGCGACGUCGCUAUGUAGAUGAGGACGAUGCCACCUCUGUAAUUACUAGUGAAGAAGACGAUUGUAUCUCCCCGGGCUAUCAUACCUCGCUUCCCAUGGAGGUGCACGGCUCUUGCUAUUCUGAAAUGCAAAUGAUUUCACAGGCAUCCUUUCAACGCUUGCGCUGCAGCAGCGUGGUUAUAACACAACACUCCUUUGAUCUUGAGACUUUCACCUAUUAUGUUAUAAGCAUGAUCUGUCAAAAGCAUCAAAAGAUCUACAAUGUAUUUUACGAUUGGGCCUAUGAGUUCAUCAGUGUUUGCCCGCUAAGCCAAACUAUUAGCUGUAUGCUCAUGGCACAAUUCUCGGCACGCGAUCAAAUGCCUGCCACUCCAACUAAUUGUAUGUACUGCACAGGUCGCAUGGGCUGUGUUUUUCACAAUCGACAAUACGAGUGUCGUAUUCUUUUCACCUGGAAUAUGGAGAGUGGACAAUGGCAGGUACUUGACUAUGGCGAACUCAAAGAAAUGCACGAACUGUUCAGCCCUCUUAAGCGGCUUGGGAAAUCUCGUUUGACCUUUGCUCAGGUGGCCAGACAGAUCGCUCAGGAAAUGUCAGCUAGUCUAAACCGGCUGCCUGAUUAUACCUCUAAUUUGCGAGUACUCAACUCAGAUAUGAAAAAGUCUAAAUCAUCUAUUUGCGAUUUGGACAACAUGGUGGAGUUUCAUCUGAAGCGCACGAUCAACUAAAACCUGCUUAUGGCUAGGGUAUAAAUUGCUGUUGUACAGUUUUGCUGUUCCCUCGCCAAGUACAAGUGCAUCUAGUUCAGUUUCAAACACAAUAACUUGUGCUGUAUUUAGUUUUAAAAAACUUUUUUAUUAGUUCAACGAAACGCUUUUGCAAAAGUUUAAAAUGCGUCCUAGUUUUGACUGAAAUCGUUUAAUUAUACUACAAAUAGUAGUUAAUUUUAUGGCAUACAUACAAUAACGCAUAUGUAUAUAAUAAAAUACUUUUGAUAUUUCACAUCAUACUAAAUACAACUUAAAAAUUAAUUAGUAAUAUAAUAUGAAUAUGGGCUCAGAAAUAUGGUGCCACAUAGCUAGAUACGCCUGUCCUAUGGGUUGACUUAAAUAUACAAAUCUAAUCAUAUUUAAUAUUUUAAGACUUGAGUGAGUGAGUAAUAUUUUGAGAAGCUAAUAUGGCCAAUGCAUUGCUAAUUAAUGACAACCAACACUUAAAUAUAAACUAUAUGUGCUUUUCAAACA